Messenger RNA from Bicyclus anynana (squinting bush brown), 1539 nucleotides. RefSeq names its product serine protease Hayan. The transcript has 9 exons. The record is from RefSeq and is a predicted model, not a curated record. Lineage: Eukaryota; Metazoa; Arthropoda; Insecta; Lepidoptera; Nymphalidae. Gene Ontology annotation, molecular function: serine-type endopeptidase activity. The coding region runs from base 420 to 1526 and encodes 368 amino acids. Gene Ontology annotation, biological process: proteolysis.
GCGUAGUAACUUUAUGGGUUUUUAGUCAUUGUGUUACUAAAUGGCAAGUUAUAUUUACGUAAACAUACGAGUAGUAGGUAAAUUAAAUAAUUCGCAGAUUACUAUACCUACCUUGUCUUCGUAUGAUUUAUAAUAUUUAUUUAGAACGUAUUAUAAGUAACAGUGUUCUCUGAUUUGGCGGACGUAUUCUGCACAACAUAUAAUUUGACCUUAGGUCAUUGCUUAUCAUUACUGUAUCUACUUAUUAUUAUGUGUGUAAAGUAUCAACGAUGACGUCGUGUAUCCAAACUAUGACAUUUAACUAAUUAAAAACUCCUGGAUUUUCACAGUUUAUUAGUGUUAAGUAGUUCUAAAUAUAAUUAAGAUUAUUUACAAAAAUUUUAGUGUGAGUGCAUUACGUGGUCUACUACAACAGAAAGAUGAUGUCUAAAUAUUUGGACACUAUGACGUUGAAAUUCGUCUUAUUUGCUAGUAUAUUUUACAGCAGCUGUUUAGCAAAAAAGGAUCUGUACAACAAGGUGUAUGCCACAUUUCCGGACGACCCGUGUGACGUCACAGAGAUAAAAAUGCCAGAUUUUACCACAACGAAACGUUCAAUUAGUGAAAUCAAAUGCUUUGAAUACAUUUGGCGUAUACGAUAUGAACAAGGCAAGGUUGUGAGAAUGGCUCAAUGCGAAAAGAAAGAAGACUGGACUCUUGUGUUAGGGGGAAGUGAUGUGUCUCAUGGCGAGUACCCGCAUAUGGGUGCCCUAGGAUGGAAAGCGAAGGUCGGUACAUGGAUCUUCAAGUGUGGCGGCUCGUUAAUCAGCGAGAAGUUUUUGCUGACGGCCGCGCAUUGCUCCUGUGUGUCGAGCACCGACAAGAGCGUCACCGAGGUGCAGCCCAAGAUCGUGAGACUCGGCUGCAAAAAUAUUAUGGACGUUGAUAAAGGAACUCACGCGUACGACGUGAACAUCCUCAGGUUCAUAAGCCACCACCGCUACCAUCCUCCGCGGCAGUACUACGACAUAGCCCUGGUUGAGCUGGAGCAGGAAGUGACGUUCCGUUGGCAGGUGCACCCAGCCUGUCUAUGGACUGAAUUCAGUAACCCUGACGAAGGAACUGUCACUGGUUGGGGAGUGGUUGAAACUGGCAGUCUCAAAACGUCUCCGGAGCUACAAAAAGCUGAUAUAAGGAUAGUAGAGUCGGAUGAUUGCGACGAAAUGCUGCAGAUGAAACGGAAUCAACGCAAAUGGUGGGGCAUCGUGUGGCACCAACUCUGCGCCGGAGACUCCGCCGGACGCAUUGACACUUGCAAGGGUGAUUCAGGCGGUCCGUUGCAGACCCGCAUACCUCUGCGGCGCUCAAGCACUUUGUUGCAGUGGAAGCUGUACCAGAUAGUUGGAGUGACGUCAUUCGGGUUCGGCUGCGCUCGCCCCAACACUCCCAGCAUUUACACGAGAGUUGCGAGCUUUGUCAGCUGGAUCGAGAACAUUGUGUGGCCGACAAACAAGACGCUUGAAAACCGUUUUUUAUUUAACACUUAGUUUAAUUAGCUUU